Messenger RNA from Chlorocebus sabaeus (green monkey), 687 nucleotides. The record is from RefSeq and is a predicted model, not a curated record. NCBI's taxonomy places the organism in Eukaryota, Metazoa, Chordata, Mammalia, Primates, Cercopithecidae.
AUGCCUGAUAAAGCAGAGAAGGUUGCUACAGAACCUCAAAACGUGUUUAAACCUCCCAGGGAAUCUGAUAGUUCAUCAUCUCAGAAAAGGCAGAAGAUGGCUCUGUUGGUAAGGAAACAAGGAGCAAGAGAUAGCCUUAUUGAAGGCUCUGCCAUGGCAGAGGAAAGGGAGCUUAAGACAGGAGAUGGUGUUCUACCAAGCCAGUUGGAUUCUCAGAUUGAUGACUUCGCUGGUUUCAGCAAAGAUGGGCCGAUGCAGAAACCUGGUAGCAAUGCACCUGUGGGAGGAAUCAUUACCAGCAAUUUCUCUGGAGAUGACCUAAAAUGCAGAGAAAUAGUCCCUAUUCCCAAAAGCCAAGAAGAAAUUAAUGCUGAUAUAAAACGUCAAUUAGUGAGGGAAAUCCAAAGCAUUGGACGAAAAUACGAAAAGAUCUUCAAAUUGCUUGAAGAAGUGCAAGGACCUAUAGAAGUCAAGAAACUAUUUUUUGAAUCCAUCAUCAAGGAAGCAGCAAGAUAUAUGAGCCGAGACUUCGUUCAGCUCCUUGAGAAGAAACUGGAGCAUAUGAUUUGGGAGUACUUGUCCAUGGAGGAUUAUGACGACUCAAAUGCAUAAUCUUAUUAAUGAUUGAGGAGAGAAAAGGAUCAGAUUGCUGUUUUCUACAAUGGAGCAGGAUAUUGCUGAAGUCUC